Molecule: messenger RNA, 1776 nt
Organism: Penicillium concentricum
Lineage: Eukaryota; Fungi; Ascomycota; Eurotiomycetes; Eurotiales; Aspergillaceae
Product: trichothecene efflux pump
Exons: 5
Coding region: 1-1776 (591 amino acids)
Biological process (GO): transmembrane transport
Molecular function (GO): transmembrane transporter activity
Source: RefSeq, a predicted model, not a curated record
AUGUCUUCCGCAGUGGACCACGAGGGUCCGGAAUCCUUAAGCCAGGAGAAGGGUGUGGAACAAUUUCAGCAUAUUGAACAAGCAGAAAGCCUUUCCGAUAGAAAUUUCGUGUAUGAAGGUGAUGAAGAGCCCGAGAUUCAUACGCAGACAUACUUCACGUUGGCUGCUAUGUUUCUUCUCAACCUGGUACAAGUCUUUGGUCUCCUGGGGCCUCCAUCAGGCCUGUCCUAUAUCGAAAAAGACCUAAACAAUACCGUGGCUGGUACAUGGGUUCCGAAUUCACUCUCCCUUGUUCAAGCCGUCCUCGCCCCUCUCAUAUCUUCUGCAUCAGAUACCUUCCAAGCCCGCAAAGCACUACUAGUUGGUCCAGCUGUUAUAUCAUUUAUUGGCUGUGCGAUAGCGCCAGGUUCGGACAGUAUAUAUCGUCUUAUCGCUGCUCAGGUCUUGAUCGGAUUCGGAUUUGCCACUGUACCGUUGGCAUAUUGUAUUCCCAGUGAGAUUCUUCCACGAAAGUGGCGACCGAUGGCACAAGCCUUUAUGAACAUUGCGGCUGCCCUUGGUGCCUGCUCGGGUCCUUUGAUCAUUGGGUCAUUGACCAAAAAGAACCCGCACACCGGCUGGCGUUACUUCUACUGGAUUCAAAUGGCCCUCUGGGGGAUAACAGCAGUCUGCCUCUUUGUUGGCUACAAACCACCGAAACGACACACCUGCUUAGAUCAUUUACCGUUUUGGAAGAAGCUUGGUCGACUUGAUCUUCCUGGAUCUUUCCUGUUGACGGCAGGGCUUACAUUACUACUUACUGGCCUUAAUCUCGGUGGUGGUCUCUAUCCCUGGGCCAGUGCUUCGGUGUUAGCGGCCUUGAUCACUGGCAUCCUUACCCUAGUGGCCUUUGGUAUUUAUGAGUGGAGAUUCACCACAACUGGGAUUCUUCAUCAUGAUCUCUUUAGGGGCGUUAAUCAAACUGGUUGCACUUUUGGAAUCUGCAUCGGCCUCAUCUUUAUUGAGGGCAUUUUCCUCUUUGCCUACGUCAUCUUUUAUCCAGUCCUAACCACAUCACUCUUUGGAACGGAUGCUUUCCUUGAUGCUGCUAGACAACAACCUUACUGGAUUUCCUCAGCCCUGAGUACCUUGUUAUACGGAUACAUAAGCGUGAAGUUCCGCACUAUACGUUUCCCAAUGGUAGCCGGAUUUAUGAUAUUCACUGGCGGUAUUGUCGGACUAGCAACCAUCCAGCCUGGAGAUGAUAUCAAUGCCCUUGCAUUCGCCGCCCUUACCGGCCUUGGAUUUGGAGCACCCCUUAUACUCGUUAUCGCCGGCGUUCAGCUCUCAGUACCGCACCACCUCAUUGCAACGGCAAGCGCUGCUACUACAUGUUCCAGAGCUGUGGCUACGGCAGUCUUCACGGCAAUUGCGUCCGCGGCACUGAAUAGUCGGUUGGAGAAGUAUAUCCCCGCAUAUACAGCCCAAGCAGCUCUUGAGGUGGGCCUCCCAGAGUUUUCUCUUGCUGAGUUCAUCAAGGCUCUCACAUCACAGGAUACUGCAGCACUUCAGAAAGUGACGGGCGUUAGUUCCCACAUUAUCGCCGCUGGUGUUACGGCUCUCGAACAGGCAUAUGCGGACGGCAUCCGAAUUGUCUUCAUCAUCGCAGCCCCUUUCGGCGUCGUGGCUAUCAUCUCUUGUGUUUUCCUGGGUGAUUUGAAGAGCAUUAUGAACUAUGGAGUUGAUGCGCCGGUCGAAGAGCUACAUGCUAAGCAUCCUCGCCAGGAUAAAGUCUAG